Talaromyces proteolyticus is the source of this 2724-nucleotide messenger RNA. RefSeq lists its product as uncharacterized. The record is from RefSeq and is a predicted model, not a curated record. Gene Ontology annotation, cellular component: nucleus. NCBI's taxonomy places the organism in Eukaryota, Fungi, Ascomycota, Eurotiomycetes, Eurotiales, Trichocomaceae. Gene Ontology annotation, biological process: regulation of DNA-templated transcription. The transcript is spliced from 5 exons. Bases 1 to 2724 code for a protein of 907 amino acids. Gene Ontology annotation, molecular function: protein binding; zinc ion binding; sequence-specific DNA binding.
AUGGACCAGAGCGGCCAGUCGAGAAGAUCGUCAAUAGUAUACGAUUCUGUCACCGGCGAUCCUGUCGGCUACGGCUUUGGCCCAUCACCCAACCAGAGCACUACUAACAACAAUGCAUCACCAAGCAUAAUGUUUCCUGCCGGAAACCCGCAACUUCAGCAGUCCCAGCAGCAACCCGGCGGCUUCUAUGACGGUGCCGAGCGCUUCAAUCUGGACACGGGAUAUGAUUCCGCUCCUUUCACGACUUCGCUGGAUCCAAUGUCCGCCUUCAACAGCUACGUAGCGCCUGACAAUUUUCAGAACGCACCGAUGAAUAUGCAACUAGCAUAUGGCGUUUCGACAGCGCAAACCGUGCCGCCGCAGCCGAUGAAUAUGGUUUUUCCAGGGUCUACUUACGCGCCUAUGUUACAGCACCAAUUGCACGAUCCGAAUACUUCUGGGUCUAUGAACCAAGAGAACUGGCCGAAUAUGUCGAAUUUUGAUUUGUCUUUGUCUGGCCAGAAUUUACAAUCUAUACCCCUCCCUGGAAGCCCGGCGCCACAGAAUCGCCUCGCUAUGCAGAUCAAAAAUAAAAACGACUCCAAUGUUGCCUCUUCCUACGUUCCAUCUGAAGCUCAGCCUCGUCGGAUAUCCAAGCAAACCUCUGUUAAUAAUACUCCAUUCAUACCAGCUGAAAUUGCUGCGUCAAAGAAGCCAAAACCUGGAGGAGGAAAAGUUGCUUCUCAGUAUUUAAACGCCUAUUCAAGCAGCGGCUUUGAUAUGUUUGGUAUCCUGGCACGAAUAGCAAGCAGGCCAAACCCGGAAAUAGAUAUCGGUGCUGUUGACAUGUCAUGCGCGUUUAUCCUUUGCGACGUCACAUCCCAUGACGAUCCUAUUGUAUACGUAUCUGACGCCUUUGAAAGACUGACUGGCUAUACAAAGCACGAAAUUCUCGGCCGAAAUUGUCGCUUCUUGCAGGCACCUGAUGGAAAAGUUGACCCCGGCAUAAAGCGAAAAUUUGUUGACGACCAGACAGUAUAUCGGCUUAAAGAGAAGAUUCGCGCUCGAACUGAAGUCCAGGUCAGCAUGAUCAACUAUAAAAAAGGGGGACAGUCUUUUAUGAAUCUGUUGACCAUGAUUCCGAUUCAAUGGGGCUCGUCCGAAUACAGGUUCUAUGUCGGCUUCCAGGUCGACCUAGUCGAGCAGCCCCAGGCAGUCACAAAACGGAAUGCGGAUGGUUCUUAUACAAUCAACUACCAGCGGGACCAGCUUCCCCGGUACGUUCUUCACGCGCCAGAUUCACGAAAGACCCAGGCCAGCUUGUUCAAAAGCAUCAGCCACAGCGAGGUGUCUACUCUGUUAAAGUCUUUAGGCGCAGGCACCAAAGACAUUUCUAGUCGAUACCUCGAUCGCAUGCUACUCGAGAAUUCGGACGACGUCAUUCAUGUUUUGUCGUUGAAGGGACUCUUUCUGUAUCUGUCCCAGUCCAGCAGCCGACUCCUUGAAUACGACCCAAGUGAGCUUGUAGGGAAGUCGAUUUCCUCUGUAUGUCAUCCCAGCGAUAUUGCUCCAGUUACUCGUGAACUCAAGCAGACAACGGUCGGAUCGCCUGUGAGUGUGGUGUAUCGGAUACAGCGUAAGAAUAAUGGGUACAUGUGGUUUGAGAGCCACGGCUCACUGCACGUCGAGCCUGGAAAAGGACGCAAGUGCUUGAUUCUUGUUGGUCGAGAGCGUCCAGUUUAUACUCUUGACAAAUCAAGCGUUCUGGAAGUCGGCGGCAUAGGGGAAAACGAUUUGUGGACAAAGGUGUCCAUCUCAGGCAUGUUCUUAUUUGUAUCGUCUAAUUCACGUGCUCUUCUUGAUAGGACCCCUAGUGAAAUGAUUGGAUGUGGAAUUCAGGAGUUCAUGCGAAGCGAAUCGCGCGGCGAAUUGGGCAAAGCAUUGGAAGUUGGCCGUACCGGUCAGCAGGCGUCAUUCAAGCAUGAAAUCAGACAUAAACGCGGCCACGUCUUGCAGGCCCGGACCACUUUGUUUCCUGGCGAUGCGACCCCUGGAAGCAAACCUUCUUAUCUCGUCGCUCAAACGCGACUGAUCAAGUCUUCUCGUGCCAGUUAUCUUGCGCAGCGCAAUCCCGAUCCCAGUGCAACUGGCUUCGUCACAUCGACAUCCUCCGAAACAGAUCCGCAGACAAACGUUUCGCUACAAACAAAACCUACUAUUCGGUCAGAUUCUGCACAAAUAAUACAUCCCGCACCAACCGAGGCAGGCUCUCAUGGGUUACCCUUGGGUAGCCAAGACCAAGCGCUCUUAUCAGACACAAACAUAUUCGAAGAGCUCAAGUCCGUUCGUAGCUCCAGUUGGCAAUUCGAAUUGCGGCAACUGGAGAGGCAUAAUCGAUUACUAGCCGAAGAGCUUCAGGGUCUGAUCACUCGUCGAAAGAAGCGCAAGAGGAAGAAAGGUACUGGUCCGUUAGAGAAGGCCUGUGCGAACUGCGGCACUCGCAACACGCCGGAAUGGAGGCGAGGGCCCAGCGGUAAUCGCGAUCUUUGUAAUAGCUGUGGGCUGAGAUGGGCCAAGCAGAAUGGCCGUGUAUCACCUCGCAAGUCUGACCAGAAUGAUAAGAAUUCUAGCGCAUCAUCAGCAUCAGCCAAGGCUUCGCCGAGUAGCAUCAGCGAUGAUCGGCCAAAUGAGAAGCUGGAUUCUGAGCCUUCUGGCCGCACCAGUAACGAGACUGGCGAUACCUAG